Messenger RNA from Leptosia nina, 702 nucleotides. Lineage: Eukaryota; Metazoa; Arthropoda; Insecta; Lepidoptera; Pieridae. The record is from the annotation of a GenBank genome assembly.
AUGUACAUAAUCGAUCGGACAGCACUUGCAUCGUCUAUUAAAGGCAGGCAUGAAAAUUGGCGUUCUGAAUCUGGAAACAAGGACCCCAAUGCUAUGUGGAUCUCUGCAAAGAAAUAUGUUCUCGAAGCAGUUUCGGAAUCACAACCGAUAGUUCGUAUGGCCAAAAGACAGCACUGGAUGACACCAAAAACCUGGAAAUUAAUAGAGGAUCGUAGAGCCAUAAAAGCCAGCGGUGCUAAGGAUGAUAUUAUAAGAGAGAAAAGCACAGCCAUACAAAACGCAUGUCGAAGAGACCGCAACUUAUACUUAUCAACUAUAUGUGAAGAACUGGAACAGCACGCGGACAAUCUACAAACAAGAGAUCUGCACGAGAAGGUGCGUCAAAUAACACGUCAAUUCAAACCCAAGACAUGGGCGAUCGAGAAUGCAAUCGGUACAACGGUGACUGAAAUACAGGAUAUAAUGAAUGUCUGGAAAGAAUACUGCAUAAAGCUCUUUAUGAGGAACAGAAUGCCAACAAUUAACACUGUCACUAUUGAAUGCUCUCAAGCUCGCGAACCGGACAUACUGCGGGAUGAAUCGAUCGUGGAGCGCGUUAAUGACGACACUUCUGCGCCAGCACUGGCUGCGAUAAAUCGACAAUGCAUUGGUCUUUAUCGGCGGAAAACGCUGCUCUUGCACCCAUUCAAGGCUUUCCUUUGA